Molecule: messenger RNA, 1248 nt
Organism: Procambarus clarkii (red swamp crayfish)
Lineage: Eukaryota; Metazoa; Arthropoda; Malacostraca; Decapoda; Cambaridae
Source: RefSeq, a predicted model, not a curated record
AUGUUUACAGAUACCCCAUGUUUACAGAUACCCCCAUGUUUACAGAUACCCCAUGUUUACAGAUACCCCAUGUUUACAGAUACCCCCAUGUUUACAGAUACCCCCAUGUUUACAGAUACCCCCAUGUUUACAGAUACCCCCAUGUUUACAGAUACCCCCAUGUUUACAGAUACCCCCAUGUUUACAGAUACCCCCAUGUUUACAGAUACCCCCAUGUUUACAGAUACCCCAUGUUUACAGAUACCCCAUGUUUACAGAUACCCCAUGUUUACAGAUAACCCCAUGUUUAUAGAUACCCCCAUGUUUACAGAUACCCCCAUGUUUACAGAUACCCCCAUGUUUACAGAUGUUUACCCCCAUGUUUACAGAUACCCCCAUGUUUACAGAUACCCCCAUGUUUACAGAUACCCCAUGUUUACAGAUACCCCAUGUUUACAGAUACCCCCAUGUUUACAGAUACCCCCAUGUUUACAGUUUACAGAUACCCCAUGUUUACAGAUACCCCCAUGUUUACAGAUACCCCCAUGUUUACAGAUACCCCCAUGUUUACAGAUACCCCAUGUUUACAGAUACCCCAUGUUUACAGAUACCCCAUGUUUACAGAUACCCCCAUGUUUACAGAUACCCCCAUGUUUACAGAUACCCCUUGUUUACAGAUACCCCAUGUUUACAGAUACCCCCAUGUUUACAGAUACCCCCAUGUUUACAGAUACCCCCAUGUUUACAGAUACCCCCAUGUUUACAGAUACCCCCAUGUUUACAGAUACCCCCAUGUUUACAGAUACCCCCAUGUUUACAGAUACCCCCAUGUUUACAGAUACCCCCAUGUUUACAGAUACCCCCAUGUUUACAGAUACCCCCAUGUUUACAGAUACCCCCAUGUUUACAGAUACCCCCAUGUUUACAGAUACCCCAUGUUUACAGAUACCCCAUGUUUACAGAUACCCCCAUGUUUACAGAUACCCCCAUGUUUACAGAUACCCCCAUGUUUACAGAUACCCCCAUGUUUACAGAUACCCCAUGUUUACAGAUACCCCCAUGUUUACAGAUACCCCCAUGUUUACAGAUACCCCCAUGUUUACAGAUACCCCAUGUUUACAGAUACCCCCAUGUUUACAGAUACCCCCAUGUUUACAGAUACCCCAUGUUUACAGAUACCCCAUGUUUACAGAUACCUCCAUUUAUAAUGGUGGGGAGUGUAUAGGCGUGGGCCCUAGUCAACAAGCUGAUUGGCGCUUUUUAUCUUGA